Messenger RNA from Hypomesus transpacificus, 5358 nucleotides. RefSeq names its product F-box protein 30a (gene fbxo30a). The transcript is spliced from 3 exons. Bases 249 to 2642 code for a protein of 797 amino acids. Gene Ontology annotation, molecular function: ubiquitin protein ligase activity; protein binding; zinc ion binding. The record is from RefSeq and is a predicted model, not a curated record. NCBI's taxonomy places the organism in Eukaryota, Metazoa, Chordata, Actinopteri, Osmeriformes, Osmeridae.
UAGCUUGCAACACCGCAUAUACGCCGACCGACUAGAGGCAUUAGGAGUCGUGAAUACCUGUUGUUGUUAACCAUUGUUUUUGCUACGCAACAGUUUUCUUAUAGUUGAGAGUAAACGUGUUCGAUUAAGGAUAGGGAUAAAGACAAAACAAGGAUUUGGUGUGUCGUUUUUUUUAAGGUUUAACAACAAUUCAUCCUUGCCUGCGAACACCUCCUCCAGGACUUGGAAUAAAAAAAGAAUACUUGAAGAUGGAGGACUUACAUGCUCAUUGCCUGAACUGUAUUAAUCGCAGAUGCAUGACCAGACCAGAGACUGGUGUUUCCUGUGACCUCAUCGGCUGCCAUCUUGUCUGUGGUGCUGUUUUCCACGCGUGCAAAGCAGAGGAACAUUGUUUACUGUGCCCCUUAGAGAGAGUGCCUUGUCUAAAUGUUGGGUUCGGAUGUCCCUUCACAAUUCCCCGGAUGAAGAUGGCAGAGCACCUCGAGACAUGCCCAGCGAGUGUGGUUUGCUGCACGAUGGAGUGGAACCGCUGGCCUGUGAGCUACUCUGACCGCCAGUCCUAUGAGAAUUUAAGCAAAGACUUUGAUGAGGUGGAGCAGCUGGACAUGGCCCUGGCUCUGCAGGACCAGAGGAUGCUUCUAGAAUCCCUCAGGGUCACGACCACGGUGUCAAAGAAUGGCGACAUUAAACCCGUUGAGGACAUUGAUAAAAUGGCGUUAGUUUCGAGCGCUCCGGAGACGGUGGUUUCGAACGGGAUGGUGGAGAUGGAGGAGGAGACAUACGGCGAGUUGUACUCUGCCUCCGUGGAGACGAGCAGGAGCUUGGUGGCUGCCUUGGACAUCCUUUCGAACGCGAAAGAAAUUGACUUGAUCAUCGGUAAUUUAAGCGGAGGAAAGAGUGAGAGAAACGGGGUGUUGCGUAAUGGCGGGAACAGCGACAGUCACAGCGAUUGUUACGUGGAUGUUGAGUAUCUGAAGAAUGUAGACAUGAGGGAAAGUGACUCUGAAUCAGACGGUGAGUUUGGCGCAGUGGGGGGAGUCGACGGUACGGCUAUGACAGAGAAGGGGGAAGAUGUAAGCACUUGGCUAGAGCCAAAUAAAUUGAUUGAGUGUUUAGAUGAUGAAGAUGGGGGGCUGGAGGAUGAGGAAAAGGAUUACGUUAUGGGUCUUGUAGAGGGUCCACUCUGUAAUGGCUUUCACAAUGGCAAUGAUCACAAUCACUUGAGACGUGACAAGAUAGAUCUAGACAGGGCUGAGAACAGAAGACUUAGAAUCAAUGGUUCUUCUGAACUCAACAGUUCCCCUGGACUCAACGGUUCUUCCGAAAUCCGUCCGCAUAUACCUUAUCAUUCCAUGAGUGUCGAGCCCUCUAGGCCUCGCCCCUCCAGGCCCCACCCACCACCCCUCCCUCCUCACUUUCCUAUUCCGCUGCCUGAUCUGGUACCAAACAAUGUGUUGCAGCACCUGCCCCUUGACAUUGAAGAUAGAUGGCUGGAAAGAAAGCUACAGAACCUGCAGGUGCUUAGGGGAAUGAGUUUGUUUACAUUUAACGGGCGCCGGGCACUGCUGUCAGACCCUUACUUGUUCCGAGCCAAGAUGGAGGACAAGGCCGUGGACACCUCUGACCUGGAAGUCACUGAAGACCCCAUGGGUCUCCACGGCAUUGAUCUGAUAACUGCAGCCCUCCUCUUCUGUCUUGGGGACUCUCCCGGGGGCAGGGGGAUCUCCGACAGCAGGUUUGUGGACGGCUACCGCAUUGACUUUGGUACACAGACUUUCUCCUUCCCCUCCGCCAUCUUGGCCACCAACACCAUGGUGGGUGACAUUGCUUCGGCGUCUGCCUGCGACCACGCCAGCCCGCAGCUCUCUAACCCCAGUCCCUUCCACACACUCCGGCUGGAUCUGGUGCUGGAAUGCGUGGCCCGAUACCAAACCAAGCAACGCUCCAUGUUCACCUUUGUGUGUGGACAGCUGUUCCGCCGGGAUGAGUUUUCCUCCCAUUUCAAGAAUGUCCAUGGCGACAUCCACGCUGGGCUCAACGGCUGGAUGGAGCACCGUUGUCCACUGGCGUACUACGGCUGCACCUACUCCCAGAGACGUUUCUGUCCAUCCGUGCAAGGUUCCAGAAUUAUCCAUGACCGGCACCUCGGUGCCUUUGGUGUGCAGGCAGACCUGCCGUCAGUGCAAAGCGACAACGCCCUCCCCAGAAAUGCCUGUCGCUUCGGCUCCCAGUGCGACCACCUCAGUAGCCUCCCCUUCGAGCUGUUGCAGUAUGUCGCCAGCUUCCUGGAUGGCUUCAGCCUCUGCCAGCUGUCCAGGGUGUCCCGGACCAUGAGGGAGGUGUGUAGCAGUCUGCUGCAGGUUCGAGGAAUGGUGGUCCUCCUGUGGAACAAGGAACAACGUGCUGACGGAUCGUCCUCGUGGCAGAUAAACAACAAGGUGUGGCGAUUCAGCACCUCUUUCGGCACGGUGAACGAGUGGAAGUUUGCCAACAUCUCCAGCAUGGCCGAUCAUCUGAAGAAGUGCCAGUUCAACACCAUCGCUCGUCGGGAGGAAGCCAUCCCUCUGCCCUGUAUGUGCUUCACCAGAGAGCUCACCAAGGAAGGGCGCUCGCUGCGCUCCGUUCUCAAGCCCGUUGCAUGAGCAGUCCUUUCACCAGGAAAACAUUGUGCUGCUUGUUUCUUCCAGUCUGACCGAAAAAGCCUAAAUUGUUCCAAUUCAAACUAUUUUGGUUUGCUCUUUUGAUAAUGAAAUUUAUAUACUGAAGAUUCACUUUUGACAUACUGUGUAAAUAAUUACAUGCUUUGAUGUAGAUUUGUUUUGUAUUUUUAUAUGAAGAAGUCAGUACUGUGCCGCAAAGAUGAUGGAAAGAAAGUGGAGCCUUAAAUUAUGAUAAACACUUGAUUUCUGGUCAUGGGAAAGUUCUGAAUAUCUCAGAACGAUAUUGACAUUUCUCAAUAUCUCCCUUCUGGAACAAAAUCAAAUAGCUUAUCUACAAGCAUGGUUUCAAGGCUUCCUCCCCCCCCCCCCCCCGAUAUUUUGAUCGACCAUGCAUUCUAUUUGUUAGAACCUUCUCUUUUUUUACGAAUGACUAUAAUUCUACAUUUUCAUAUACUGACCAAUCCUAAAAUGUGUGCAGUGCAGUCAUUCUUCUCUAAAUAGGAAAUGUUUUGGUCUUUUUUACUUUCUCUAAAACGCAAAACUCACUCACAGAAACCCUUAUUCAUUCUGAGGUUCAUUACUCAACUUGUAGCUUGGGAUUUAUUUAUUUAAUUUUUAAACCAUUCUUUCUAGCUCAAUCGUAUGGGUGAUUGUGUGGGGGGUGUUCAAAUUUUUCUCCCUCUUCAGUUGAUUAGGCUAGAACCACUUGUUUGAUACAUAUUAGUAUUUUGAAGGUUGUGGAACCCUGCAGGUCAGGUAUGAAAUAAAAACGGUACACAUUUCCCUCUGGUAUUGAUCAUUAUCUAUCAUAUCUGUGUGUUGCAGUUUCUUUUGUUUUGUUUUUUUAUAUAUAUAUUUCUUGGCACUACAUAUUCAUUGUCUUCACAUUUUGGUGUCUCAGGGUUGUAACAUGAAGCUGCAGCAGUAAGUGCUGGCCAUCCCCUGUGUUGUAUGUGUUAGACACAGUAAAGGGUACAAAGGGGGAGGGCUGGCACCUUGUUGUUAUUAUUACUGUGUGGUCUUAGGACUGAUCACCGUUCAGUAUUAUUACUGUGUGGUCUUAGGACUGAUCACCGUUCAGUAUUAUUACUGUGUGGUCUUAGGACUGAUCACCGUUCAGUUUUAUUACUGUGUGGUCUUAGGACUGAUCACCGUUCAGUAUUAUUACUGUGUGGUCUUAGGACUGAUCACCGUUCAGUAUUAUUACUGUGUGGUCUUAGGACUGAUCACCGUUCAGUAUUAUUACUGUGUGGUCUUAGGACUGAUCACCGUUCAGUAUUAUUACUGUGUGGUCUUAGGACUGAUCACCGUUCAGUAUUAUUACUGUGUGGUCUUAGGACUGAUCACCGUUCAGUAUUAUUACUGUGUGGUCUUAGGACUGAUCACCGUUCAGUAUUAUUACUGUGUGGUCUUAGGACUGAUCACCGUUCAGUAUUAUUACUGUGUGGUCUUAGGACUGAUCACCGUUCAGUAUUAUUACUGUGUGGUCUUAGGACUGAUCACCGUUCAGUAUUAUUACUGUGUGGUCUUAGGACUGAUCACCGUUCAGUAUUAUUACUGUGUGGUCUUAGGACUGAUCACCGUUCAGUAUUAUUACUGUGUGGUCUUAGGACUGAUCACCGUUCAGUAUUAUUACUGUGUGGUCUUAGGACUGAUCACCGUUCAGUAUUAUUACUGUGUGGUCUUAGGACUGAUCACCGUUCAGUAUUAUUACUGUGUGGUCUUAGGACUGAUCACCGUUCAGUAUUAUUACUGUGUGGUCUUAGGACUGAUCACCGUUCAGUAUUAUUACUGUGUGGUCUUAGGACUGAUCACCGUUCAGUAUUAUUACUGUGUGUGUUGUUGUUGUUUUUUUUGUUUGUUUAGGACUAAUAUAUAUAUAUUUUUUCUUUAACAGAUGUUAAUCAUGAUCCCUGUAUUACAUUUUUGACUAAUUGAAGUCUCAGAUUUAAAUGUCAGCCAGUGUGUAAUAGGAACAUGUAAAGUGUGAUGUUUUAGUGUUUGACUCGGCUUUCCUAAAAGGGAUUUGUGAGAGUCAAACAGUGUUUGGAAAAGACAGUGAGGUUAACCUCCUCUACGGAAAAGCACGUGUGGAUAGGUUGCAAAUAUUAUUGUCAUAGAGGAAUAAUAAACACAAAUGAUUAACAGGGAAGCAUUUUAUUCCCUUUUACAGAUAAUUGGAGCGAACAUCUUCCCCUCAGUGAAUGAAGUUUAGACAAUUAACGGUUGUGUUUGGGGUGAUGCAUAAUUUGAAGGUUAACUGUGUGUUCUAUAAUUUUCAUGGUAUUGUCUGAUCUUGGUUUACUGCUAUUUUUAAGACUUUUUAAAAUGUAAACUCCACUGCUCAAUUCUUUGACUUAUAUCUAAUUAAUUUCAGUACUGGCAUAUAAUUGGGUUUGUUCCAUUUCGUGUGUGAUCAGAGGAUAUUAAGAUGUUCUAUUAAGUUCAUAUUUGUCCCAUGAGAUGAUGCACCAGUCUGUUUGUAGCAUGUGAGUGGAGACGUCUAUUUAAACGAUUGAUUAAAACUAACCAGUGUUUCCCUCAAAUACGUUUUUAAAGUUUAUGGCUAUGAACAAUACAAAAAACAAUGUUCUAAAAAGGUGUCUUACACAACUGUUUAUUGAAUGGCUGCAGUGUGUACUUGCCCUUUGUGUAAAUCAUCAACAAUUUCCUCACCAAUAAAUCGUUUUGCCAGUUA